This is a messenger RNA of Paramecium octaurelia, 547 nucleotides long. The record is from the annotation of a GenBank genome assembly. Lineage: Eukaryota; Ciliophora; Oligohymenophorea; Peniculida; Parameciidae.
AUGUCACUUAAAUAAAGAGACAUUUAAAAAAAUGAAAUCAAAGUAGAGAAGUCAAAGGUGAGUUUAAUAUGUUAAUUUUCAUUUGAAUUAAUUCGGAUUCCAGUAAGGUAAAAAAAUAGAUUCAUAAUAUAUAUAGAGGAGAGUUCUGUUAACAUAAAUAAUGUUUUAGUCUGAAUAGUUAUUUAGAACUGAUGUUUGCGAUGGAACAUAAAAAGUGGGUUUGCCCAAUUUGUAAGAAAGUGUGUUUUAAUUUUAUAAUCGACAAAUAUUAGUAAUGGAUUCUGGAUAGAGUGCGAUAAUUAGAGAUAAAUGUUGAAAGUGUCACUUUGAAUUAGGAUGUAAACAAUUAAAUAAGUAUAAGGGAAGAGUAGAUAAAGAAGAUCCUCUAUGCUAGAUUAUCUCAGAGGGCAAAAUAAGGGAUUAUAAUGAUGUUAUCAAAUGGGGAUUCACCUAAUUUUAAAGAAAGAGCAGAGAAAUAGAUGAGGAUGAUAACGGAAGUUCUAUAGUUUUAGGGAGAAAUGAAGGACAGACAAUUAUAAUUGAAUGA